Messenger RNA from Phytophthora sojae, 2112 nucleotides. RefSeq lists its product as hypothetical. The transcript has a single exon. Bases 1 to 2112 code for a protein of 703 amino acids. Lineage: Eukaryota; Oomycota; Peronosporomycetes; Peronosporales; Peronosporaceae. The record is from RefSeq and is a predicted model, not a curated record.
AUGCUGCGCUCUCGCCGUGCGCCGCUGCCGGCGUCGCGCCCGUCGCAGCGGCUCAUCUGGAGCCGCGCAUCGGACUUCGUGUCGUGGCUGGGACUGGGAGCCAACGCCGACAGCGCCGCCAAGCCGUCACCUUCGCCGUUGCAGCAGCCAGCUCAAGCCAAGCGCAAGCCCUCUCCUCCUCCUCCUCCGUCCAACCGCCAGGCCGCCAAGCGCGUGCUGAGGCCGCAGCCGCCCACGGACGCCUCCUUCCCGGCGUUCCAGCUAUCGGUGGACCAGAGCAAGCGCAAAGCCGCCGCCUACGCGCUCGGGCGCUUCUCGCAGAAGGUCAAGCACGCGCCCACGUCCAAGCAGCUGCUGGAGGCCUGGCAGGUCGUCGCGCAGUGCCGGCCGUUCGUUGUGGAGAGGGAAGGACCCUUCCGAGUGAGGCUGGCGACGGACGAGGACGCGGGCGACGACCGGCCCUGGCUCAUGCAGAUCGUGCCCGCCGACGUCUUCGCGCAGCUCACCACCGGCACGCGCGGCAUGUUCGUGGGCUCGACGGGGCAGGGGAUGGCGGCGAACGUGGUGGUCACCAACGAGGCAAUCAUGGUGGGCACUCUGAUCAAGGCCUUCUACAGGAUGAACGAGCACGAGCUGGCGGUGGCGUUCUUCGAGGCGUACGACCGAGACAGGAGAGUCUGGCUGCAGGAACAGCAGCUCCGAGAGGCUGCGAAGGCACCGGACAAUGUAUGCGAUGACGCUGAGAGCGACACUGAAGGUGAUGCAGCGACGAAGACGGAAACGAUCAAUGCGGUCACUCAGCUGCCGCGCGCCGUGUACUCGUGCUACCUCCGCUCACUGGCGGCGCUGCGGCAGUCGAAGAAAAUUGUGCGGCUCUUUGAAGAUGGCGGGCGCCAGCUAGAGAGGAUCUGCAGUACUGUGCCCAACCUCUAUUUGAUUCUUCACGCAUGUUUUAACGAAAAGAACGGCGAGUUGGCCCGGCGUGCGAUCGAAACGAUCACUGAGCACUCCCCUGCUGCCGUUGUUCCCUUGGGCUGCUAUGAGCUCGCAAUCCGCGCUAACCUGCGCGACAAGAAACGAGACGAACGCGAGCUGCUGACUGCGAUCCAUCUCGUCCGUCUGCUUCAAGACGACGCCGGAUUUAUCCUCAAGCCGGACUUGUGGAGUGCGCUGAUUAAGGUGAGCUUCAACAUGGGCCGCCCGGACUGCGCGCUUGAAGUAUUCAAGAGCUACCCCCGCCACCGCAUCCAGGAGUACCAAACCAAUUUCCGCCAAGCGUUGCGUGCAGCCUGUCGAGGAGCAGACUCAACUGCCCUGGACAUGAUGCACUUCUGCUGGGCCAGUUAUAACGACGAGUACUCGAACGCCAAGGUGCUGCUGGAUGAACGACAGGAGUAUAAGGUGGCGAUUUUCCUCAACCGCACAACCGCCGAUGCAAGCCUAGAUGACGGAGUGCUGGCAUCGACUACCCCCGCACUCUACAAGGAUGCCGAGACUGAGCUACUCAACAUGAUGUUGUGGGAAAUGCUCAAGCAUCGUCAUUCAGCUCCAUCGCUCACGCAGGUGCUAGACCUCAUGGAAGCCACGCACUCAAAGGGUGGGGCGGUGGCUUUGCGACUUGCUGUGCUAGCAUUAUUCGAGUACGACUUGAAACAAAAGAAGCUAUCCCCGCGUGUGGCCAUGGAGAACUCGCUGAAGUUUUGGGCCGAACGUUCGUCGGUACUGAGCGGGCAGGGCUUUCUGGUGCAUUUGCUGCUGGAAGAAUGCGUCGAGCAUCAGUGGGACCGAGAGUGCGAGUUCUUGGUGGAGUACGUGUUAGACCUUGGAUUAGCUCGCGUGCCUAUCAACAGCAUUGUGAAAAUGAUGGAAUCCAACGAAGUGCGCGGGGAGUUUGAAGUGAACGCACGCAUCGGCAAGAAACUCCUGGACAAGUUGUCGCCGAAGGACCGCUCGAGGCUCCGUGAGGAUUUCUAUGAACGCUACCUGAUGAGUUACCUCCGCCUCGAGCGAUUCGACGAGGUACGCGAACUGCACGCGCAGCUCAACCUCGAGAAGCGCUACCCGCACAACGAGGUGAUCCGCACGAUUGUUUACGAUGCAGCCUUGCAAUAG